AUGGCUGGCCCAGGUGCAGUUGAGGUAUUUAAACUGCAGCCAUCACCUCCCUCUCCUCCUCCUCCCCCUGCAGCAGCAGGAGCAGCAGCACCAGAGGAACAAGCAGCGGCUGCAUGCGUUGUGCAGCCCCAAAGGGUUGCUUUGCUGCCUCAUAAAGAACCAAUUAAUGAUAUAGCCUGGUCAGAGCUAAACGCAGAGACGCUCGUUAGCGGAGGUUGUGGGCGCAGCAUAACUGUAUGGCGCUUACAGGAUUCAGAUACUGCAGCAGCAGCAGCAGGAGCAGCAGCAGCAGCAGGAGGGUGUUAUGGAGGAGAGGCUGUGCAAGAAGUAAAGGCACACAGCCGAGAUAUUACAACUCUGAAUUGGAGUUGUAUGAAUAAACAGUUGCUGCUGUCUGCAGGCUUAGACAGCUUUAUUUUUGUGUGGGCCUUACAGCAUAGUCUGUCUCCUUUGAUAGCUCUUAGACAUAGUUUAAAUGCUGCUUCUUGCUUCUGCUGCAGUGCACCUCAAGAUGCUGCACUUGUUGCUUCUGUUGGUGCUGAUGGACGGCUUCUUAUACAUGAUCUUCGUCAGAGGCCUACUUCAGGUGUAUGUACACCUCAGCCUGCUUGGGGUGUACAUGCACAUCUAUGCGAAGCACUUUCCGUUGAUUGGAUGAAGCAUCAGCCCUGGCUUCUUCUAACAGGAGCAGCAGACGGCACAGUAGCUCUAUGGGAUCUCCGCAAAGCCGAUACCCCCAAAGCUACUGCUGCUGCUGCUGCUGCACCUGCUGCUGCUGCUGCUGCUGCUGCAUCUAGUCGUAUAUAUUCUAUUCAAGCUCAUCAGCUAGCUGUUAGGCGUGUAGUUUCACAUCCUUUUCAUCCUUGGAGGUUUGCUACGUGUUCUUAUGAUAUGCAAGUAAACAUCUGGGAUAUUAAUGAAAAUAUAACUCUUCCUCAGCAGCAACACAGCAGCAGCAGCAGCAGCAGCAGCAGCAGCAGCAGCAGCAGCAGCGUGAGAGGGAGCAGCAGCAGUGGAAGCGGUGGAGGUAGCAGCAGCAGCGGGAGCACCAGCAGCACCCCCAGCAGCAUCACGAGCAGCAGCACCCCGAGCAGCAGCAGCAGCAGCAGCAGCAGCAGCAGCAGUAAUAUGAACAGCAGGAGGAAGUUGAAUACAUAUGAAGGUGUAGUAAACGGCAUGCGUUUGCAUGCAAGCUACGAGCACCACAGAGAGUUUGUUUUAGGAUUAGACUGGAGUGUAUUUAAUAAAGGUAUUGUUGCUUCAACUAGCUGGGAUCGAAGUAUUUGCAUUUGGAAUGCAGACACGGGCCCUGCACCUCCAAAUAUUUCGAAGAGGCCUCUCUACUUAAAAAUGAAAGAGCCGAGCUAA
Messenger RNA from Eimeria acervulina, 1368 nucleotides. RefSeq names its product peroxisome biogenesis factor 7, putative. Gene Ontology annotation, molecular function: protein binding. The transcript has a single exon. Gene Ontology annotation, biological process: protein import into peroxisome matrix. The coding region runs from base 1 to 1368 and encodes 455 amino acids. Gene Ontology annotation, cellular component: cytosol; peroxisomal matrix. Lineage: Eukaryota; Apicomplexa; Conoidasida; Eucoccidiorida; Eimeriidae. The record is from RefSeq and is a predicted model, not a curated record.